Molecule: messenger RNA, 7394 nt
Organism: Haliotis rubra (blacklip abalone)
Lineage: Eukaryota; Metazoa; Mollusca; Gastropoda; Lepetellida; Haliotidae
Product: CUGBP Elav-like family member 2
Biological process (GO): regulation of alternative mRNA splicing, via spliceosome; mRNA splice site recognition
Cellular component (GO): ribonucleoprotein complex; nucleus; cytoplasm
Molecular function (GO): mRNA 3'-UTR binding
Source: RefSeq, a predicted model, not a curated record
UCAGCCACACUGUACACGGUCUUGUACUCACGUGAAGUCAGUCAGUCGCUUUAAGCACUACUGGAAUACGAAAGUUGUUCUUAGUCUGCGGAUUGGAGUAUGCGUCGCGGCGAGAGGAGCAAACCUAAGGGAGCGGUAUUAGCAAUACAAGCUUUGCUCAAAGACCUGUGCAAGCUCCAACGAUUCUAUACAUGCACAGUUGGGUCGCGGAGGAACGGUCACAACAAAUCCAUCGCAAAGACCACAAAUAUGAAUUCCCAAACACAGAAGACCGAGCCAGACCCGGACUGUAUAAAAAUGUUCGUUGGUCAGAUUCCUCGGUCAAUGGACGAAAAUGACCUCCGAGAACUGUUUGAGGAGUAUGGUCCAGUCUUUCAGCUCAAUGUGCUAAGGGAUAAAGCAACAGGUCAAAGCAAAGGAUGCUGUUUUGUGACAUUCUAUACCAGAAAAGCUGCUCUGGCUGCCCAAAAUGCCUUACACAAUAUCAAAACAAUGCAUGGGAUGCAUCAUCCUAUACAGAUGAAACCAGCCGACAGUGAGAAAAGAAAUGUAGAAGAAAGAAAACUUUUUGUGGGGAUGGUGUCUAAAAAAUUAAGUGAAAAUGAUAUACGGAUGAUGUUUGCUCCAUUUGGCACGAUAGAGGAUUGUACAGUGUUACGGGAUGCAAACGGUGCUAGUCGAGGUUGUGCAUUUGUUACAUAUGCCAAUCGCCACAGUGCACAGAAUGCUAUCAAGAGCAUGCAUCACUCACAGACUAUGGAGGGUUGUUCCUCACCGAUCGUUGUUAAGUUUGCUGAUACACAGAAAGAAAAAGAAGCCAAGAAAAUGCAGCAGAUGACGACAAAUUUGUGGAACCUGCACUUGGGGGGAUUGGGGGCACUGGGGCCUCAGUAUUUAGCAUUACUACAACAAGCAGCUGCAGCAGGGAACUUGGGAAUGUUGAAUAACCUUGGAAACAUGGAGCACUGUAACUCCGGCAUCAACAACCUGGGUGUUCAACAGCUCGUGGCCGCCGCAGCAGCAGCCGCAGCGGGCAACAACCCUGGAUUGCUGGCAGCACUGGCAAGCCUGAGUACAGGCAGUGGCUCCAUGUCAAGUAACAACAACUGUAGCCCCAUGCAGACUAGCACAACCUCAAAUUCAAACAACAGUUCCUCAGCAGAAGCCCAAAAUAAUGUCCAUUUACAGAACUUGCAUGGUAUCGCUGCCCUUGCGAGCUUAGCAAACAACCCAGCCACAUUAAACACUCUGGGUGUUCAGAACGUAGCAACAUUAAACCAAUUGGCUGCAGCAAGCAACAGCACACCUAUGUCCACAGGGAACAGCAUUUACAAUGGCAGCAUGUCUGGCACAACAACAACCAGCACUGCCUUGGGUGGCAUCGGUAUUCCCAGCCUGUCGGCCAGCAAUAUGUCUGGUAUCUCUGCCCUCACACAGGGCGGCAUGAACGGCGGCAUGAACGGCCUAGGUUCCACCUCCAACCCCCAGGGCAUUGAUGCCCUGAGCCAAGCCUACACUGGUAUCCAGCAAUACGCAGCAUCUUUCCCCAACGCUUUCAGCAGUCCAACAGCAGCAGCCCAACUUCAGCAAGCUGCAGCCUCUCCUGCAGGGAAGCAGACUGAAGGAACAGAGUGGGGACUUUACACUGCUAGUGCAGGGGAAGAUCACAGCAGUAGCUUUCAAGGGAAGGCCUUGUAUCAGCUUUGUGGACUUUACACCAAAAAUUACGGCCCGGAGGGAGCCAACCUGUUCAUCUAUCAUCUCCCACAAGAAUUCAGUGACCAUGAUUUAAUGCAGAUGUUUGUGCCGUUUGGAAAUGUGAUCUCAGCAAAAGUUUUCAUUGACAAACAAACCAACCUCAGCAAGUGCUUCGGUUUUGUGAGCUACGACAACCCCAUGUCGGCUCAAGCAGCAAUACAGGCCAUGAACGGGUUCCAGAUCGGCAUGAAACGCCUCAAAGUCCAGUUAAAGCGUCCAAAAAACGACAGCAAGCCCUACUAGCUAGCUGUUUGUUAGCACGAUGACCGUGCCGUGCGUCGUGGCGUGUUACCCAUGUUGCCGUGCUGUCCUUCAUGUCUCCUCAAACAAAUGAGUUUGCCUGUCACGUAAAUAGCUGUUGUCACUGUAGCCCGCUAGCUUCCUCCGACAUCAACGAUUGGUUGAUUCUCUCGCCCGACCGACCGACUGACCCUGAUCUUGGGUCAAGGUUAAUCCUCCCUAAGCAAUGUGAUCAGCAUGGUUCUGGGCUACAGACUGCUGAAAGUGAUAAAUAACUGUGGUUGGGCGAGAGAGGGAGAUGUGGUUUGUUUUAUUCAAGUUCUCGUCCAAGGUGUACAUGUUUCUGUAUUGGGGUACCAUUGUUGGGCGACACGAUAGAGAUGGUGGCACUGCCUGCAAGACGACAGCGGAAAUGUGUUCAGUGAUUCAAGCGAUAUCACCCAUCAUUUUGGUGAAGGAAUUGUAUUUGAUUUUAAUUUUGUUCUUUUAUGCUUAUUAAGACUGCAGGGAUUACUUGUAUCAAGUUGAGGUAGUUCAACAUCAGCCUUAAUCAUGCUUUAGCCAUAUGAAUAUGAUCCAUGCUGUGUCCAUUGAUUAUCCAAAGAGUGCUUAUGGAUAGAGAUUUCAGAUUUGCAGUUUAGAUGCUUUUUUGCUUGCAUAUAGUCCAGAGAAAGAUUUCAUACCAAUUAUUUCCAUAACUAUUCCAUAAGCCUGUCUUGCCAUUGUAUUAUGUCUCAAGCAACUAUGGAAUCCUUACAGUAUUAAUGUCGCCUCAAAAUCUGCACUUAUAUUACUAAUCCCCAAACUUACACACUUUGCCGAUUACAUAUUACUUGUGCCGGGACAACCUGAACAGUUCUAUCAAGUGAAUCCGAGUCAGGAGAAUGUUCCGUGGCUGUGUUGGAAACCUAUCCCUGCAGUCUUAUGAUCCACCAUGAAUUGUUAUGCUAGACUUGGCCUCAGAGCCCGUAGUAAGGAUAGUUGGUUUCUAUGUGGAUUCUCGCUACUCCAGGCCUUACGUUCUGUACCCAGAUAGAUGGAAACUGUUUCAAUGUAGUUCAUUUUAUUUUCAAUUUAUAUUUUAACAUGUUUACUGUACCAAAGGGAUCAUUGUUUCUAAUUCAUGUUGUUUCAUGCCACGUUUCAUUUUCAUGGUGGUUCGGAGUCUUCGAUAUUCAAGCUCCAUUUUAGUUAAAUGUCUCUUCAUGACAAUGUGGAGAAUGUUUGCAUUUAAUAUUAUUUGUCUCAUGUACAUAUACAUUAGUAGGUGGGGAAUAAACCUGAGAACAUAUUCUUGAAGUAUUUAUUACAAGGAGAGAUUGUCAUCAUGUUACUUGACGUAUUCAGAAGCUAAUAUCCUAUAAUACUGUAAAACAGGAAGGGACUUGUGUCACAGAAUAUUGCUUGAUUUCAUCAAUGAUUUGUGCAACCAUACCUCAUUCAGAUUGGUAAAAAGGCCCUUAAUUUAACAUCUUUGUUCAAUUUCUAGCUGUAUCAUGUCCGAUAUGUAUGAAAUGCCAAUAGCUACAGGUGUAAAUUAACAGUUCAUUGCAGAUCGCAUUAUCAUGUAGAGUUUGUGAAUCAGGCCCUUCCUGUGUCUGUCAGUUCCCCUGCUGCAAAGGUACCCCAUUAUUUAGUAAAUGCAAGAGUUAGACCUUCUUGACUUCAUCGUCUAACAACAAAUGCUGCCUUAUAUUGUGAAGGAGAGGAACAUUUUAGACAUGUAAUGUACUUCAGUUCUUUCUCAACAAAGUGAUAACUUGUUUGCAGUGUUCGUUCUUUUUUUUAAAUGAAAAGUUGUUGAUGUUUAUCGAGUUUUCUUGUUACAAUGUGUGAAAAUCAAAAAAUUAAUCUCAUUUAAAUGUUGUGGAGUUUUCCCUUUAAGUGAAAGUUUGUUUUUGAGGACUGUAUUUACUGGUGUUGAGUGAGUCGUUUGAAAUCAUAUGCUGAGUAGAAUGGUGUGUCUCGUUAUCUGCUCGUUGAGGCAAAAUAGCCUUGAACCUUAGACAGUAGCUUGGGGGCGUCCGUAUAACUCUUGAACUUGUAGACAUUUUACAUUUUCAACUUUUGUAAACAUCUAUUCAUAUUUAUGUCAGUUUUAUAAAUGUAGAUGUGGCACAUAUGUAGCCGAAAUACUUGAUUGUUUAUGUUGAAAAUUUAAGACUUGUUAACAUAUCAGUUGUGUUUAAAAUAUUUUAUAGAAGUAUUUUUCAUUACGAUGCUGUCUCAUUGCUUCGAGUUACCAUUUCCAGAAUCAAAAGUACUAAAUCAUGCAUUGCAGGAAGAAAUAAGAUGUAAAUGUCAAAUUAUGUUCGCCACUUCCAUUUUGUGUGCUGUUGAAUAUGACCAAGUGUGACCAGCCGAGAAAACUGAUGUAAACCCAGGUGAAUGUUCUAUGUAAGCAGCAGACAAUCGGGGUCAGGUUAGGUCGAAGACAUCGUCAGUAGGAAUAUAUCCAAAUUACUUCAGUGGUAUCUAGUCAUAAGCUGACCCAAAAAAGCGAUCUUUGUGGAAAGAGUGAUAUUUAUUUUGUGGAUGUUUUGUUAACUUGAUUAAAAUCAUACUUUGCAAACUUGAGUGUUCAUCUUUUUGAGCCAAUCAAAGAUUUCUGCAUGGUUUAUGUGUAAGUUCUGUAAAAAUACCUCAUUGUGUCCUUUCUCUGUAGCUUUAAACUAUUUCCCCAAACUUACAACGCUGGUUCUGUUUCUUGAGGUUACAACAGUAGUACAGUUUUUGUUUCAUAACAGGACUCUGUUAAGCAUACUGCAAAACAAAAGUUGAGGACCACUGAUUCUUUGCUAUGAUUAUUGUUAAUCUGUCAUGUUAUGUUGUGACAUGUUAUGGCAUGACAUGACAAACUACAGUCGAAUAAAAGAAUCCGCGAUCCUUAGCUUUUUUUUAGUGGUAUGCAAUUGUCUUGUUUAGUCGCGUACUUGCACAGUCGAUGUUCUCUAUAGCUGCUUGCCUUGCAUGCUACAUAGUUGAACCAAAGAGUAGAUUUAGCAUCUGCAUAGACCAUAGUUUUACAGCAUAUUUUUUAACUGUAGAUACUUACUACGUAGUUAGACCAUAUCAAAAUUUUACCAUGUCUCCAAUUUUUGUGGAUAACCUUAUAUGUGUAUUUGAGAUUGGAAACUUACGACUUACUUGAACUAGUGAUGUGUCAUGUUUGUACAUGUGUUUGAUUUGUUUACAAGAUAGAUUUUUUUUUUAAAAACACACAAGACAUGCUGCAUGAGUGACUCUGGAAGUAUUUUUUAUUACAGUUGUAUGUUCUGGUUGUGAUCCCAAUAGUUAAUACCUUUGUCAAUUAUGAGUAAAGUUUGCAAUUAUUUUACUUGUUACAACAGUUCACAAUCGUAUGCUUAACAUCAUUUUAGGUUCCGCAGAUUAGUCACAGUCAGCCAAUACGGAAAUAGUUUGUCCCUUUGAAGUUGCUCUUAUAAGAUGUACGGUUACAAGUGUGUUACGUUGUAUGUAAGCCCUCCAAUAUUUGAACACUUUGAAUGAGUGAGUGGCUUUGUAGUCCAUGUGUUGACUUGUGAAGAUCAGACGAAGAUUUCAUUUGCAUGGUUUGGUAUUCUUGGUCUCCGGUAUGAUGUGAUGGCACUGCUGCUUAAGUGGUGGCAACUGUAACAGCCCAUACCGUUUGGUUUCUGCUUCACAGAACAGUAUUCACCAGACUUAUCACUCUCAUUUGAAUUUGUAAUCUUCAGUUAUAAUAAUCCUUCCUAAAGCAAAACAUGCAUGUUGAUGCCCUCAGAUCCGUUUGUCUGGCUGUGACUUGUCUUGAUCCCCGGAGUUGAUUGGACCCCCCUACCAAUUUGCUGUCGGCACAAACUCAGGACUAUGUGUUCUCUGUCCAUGUUGUUCCAUUCGGGCACGUCUUGCUUUAAAAGCAACACAAUUUAUUACUGGGUACCCAUUUUUAACGCACCAAGCCUAACCUGUUACUUUGCAGUCUCGUUUAGUUUCACAGCUGUUUAACAGUAUUGAGUCUUUCCUGUUCAGAGUAUGUUGGAUAUAAACAUUUGUUACAAAAUCUUCAUACCUCAGGUUCGUUGAAUGUGUGUACAUUUGGUGAUCGACCCAAAUCAGUAUAUAUCUUGUAUUAUGGACAUAGCGAUGCGCUGUGGAUCAGCGAGAUGUGAUUCCUUGGGUGAUAUCAAAAACGUGUCUGUCUAGCUGAUAUUUGGUUCUGCCCCUAUCAGUAUUUUGCAUUUAUUUAUCAAUCAAAAUCAAAGCAUUCAACUAGCAUUACAAGUGCUUCAUGUUGCGUUUUCGUCACACUAUCUUUUAAAUGACCAAAUGAGGAGGAAAAUCAAAAGGUAUGAUUGAGUAUAUUAUGUGUAUUUCUACUGUCAAUGAUAUUGUCAAAUUUUACUUGCUGGUCACAGUUUACAAUGGGACUGGUAUGAUAAUUGUGUUCACAAAACUGUCAGCACAAGAUGGUGGCAAGAGGAGACUGUUCAUUUGAAGCUUUACCAGAAUUUGGAAUUUGGUGAAAACAGUUCAAGAAGUUGUGAAUAUUAUAUCUCUUUCAUCUGAACUCGUUAAAAGGAGAGUAUUAAUUGGAAAGUGCAGUCCUAUAUACUGGCUACCUUUGAGGUUCACAUGAGUAGUUUGAUGCCUUGUCACCAACUUGUGAAGCAGAUGUGCAGGAUAAUUGAGGGUCCUGCUAUUUUCUUGCCUUACUCAGUACUUGACGACAUAUCUAGUCAGAUGAGACCUAAAUCCUAUAGUGGAAUAGAAACAGCAUCUGUAUAUUGGCUGCCAUGUCCUUCCCUAGCCAUUACAUAUAGAUGGACGUGACAUUUCAUUUAACUGGGCUGCAGUAGACCCAAGACGUCUCGCUUGACGACAGCAGGGUAUAGGGGAGAAAUACACUUAAUUGUAUAUUUGUAUUCAUAUGAACUUGAUUAUUAUCAAAAUUGUGAUAUUUUUCACCUCUAUUCUUCAUGCUCAUUUUUGUCAAUUCAUGAAUGCUAGAAUUGCACCCUCAGUAUUUCAUAUUUCUUAAUGGAUAUUUGCAUCGGUGAUGUGUUUAUCAGGCCCCAUGCUUAUAUGGUUGUGAGAUGAUGCCCUGAAUCUGGACCUGGAGCUCUGGUUGAGUCCAGGGCAACAGUUCCCCAUUUUCUGCUGCAGCCCAGUCGCCAGAUCACAGUAGUUGGUAUAGAGGUUUGUUAACCAGGUAACUCAGCAUGUAGAUAUUGGCCCCGCCUGCCUGCCACCACUGGACUCGACUGACAGAAAGCAGAUUUUACCUAUUUUAUUGUCCUAACUUUGAUGUGUCUCCCUGUGGCCACAGUGUGUGGUUUCUAUCUUGUAUUAGUUCGCAUUGUGAUGUGGUUUGGCAAUGUACAGAAUGAGAAAGGUAUUAAACUUUAUUGAUAUAA